Messenger RNA from Xylaria bambusicola, 1656 nucleotides. Its product is annotated as cytochrome P450. Bases 1 to 1656 code for a protein of 551 amino acids. The record is from RefSeq and is a predicted model, not a curated record. Gene Ontology annotation, molecular function: iron ion binding; monooxygenase activity; heme binding. The transcript has 6 exons. NCBI's taxonomy places the organism in Eukaryota, Fungi, Ascomycota, Sordariomycetes, Xylariales, Xylariaceae.
AUGAAAACGACCCCGCCUCACCAGAGCUUUGCUCUGUACGUACCUGACUCUGUUACUGCUAACAGUGUUGCGGUUGUCUCAGUCGGUGGGCUGCUAGCAUAUUUACUCUCUGUUGUGGUGUACCGACUCCUAAUACACCCAUACGCCAAAUACCCAGGACCUAUAAUUUCUAGACUGAGCGGUCUUCCGGUCAUUUAUUAUGCAUGGCGUGGUGAUUUUCACCAUUACAUGUAUCGUUUACAUGACCAAUAUGGCGAAAUAGUGCGUUACUCGCCCAACAAACUGUCGAUCAAUAGAGUCGAGGCUCUCAAUGAUAUAUACGGGUUUAACAAGAAUGUGUCGAAACCGGAAGAGUUCUACGCGGCCUUUCGGGUCAACAAGCAUGCUCGGAACGUCUUCAACACAGCAGAUAAAGAAGAGCACCGCAGAAAGCGUCGAAUUAUGGGUAAGGCAUUCGGCACUAAGGCUCUACCGAACUACGCACCAUUCAUAUCGUCCAAAGUGGCCGAAUUAUCCGUCAAGAUGAAUGGCGGACAAGCUCCGCAUUUUGCCGACGGGCAGUGGAGAACCUUCAACAUGGCAGACGAGAUCAACUAUCUUAUGCUUGACAUCAUGGGUGGUCUCUGCUUCGGAGAGCCGUUUGGCUUCAUCGCUGGGAAGGGCGUGGAGAUGAUGGCUAAUGUGCAUGCACGAGCGGUUCGGAUCUAUAUGGUCGGCCAAGAGCCUCUACUCAAGAAAUUGUCUCUUGACAGAGUGUUUUUUCCACAUCUCUUCAAGGCAACCCAUGCACUUGGCGAAUACACACGACAUUAUACCGAAAAGCGUAUCAAAGACCGCGAUAAUCUCGAAAACGAUAAGGAAGCUGUUGAGGAGCGGGGUUAUGAAGACAUUCUUGCUCAUCUCAUCAACAACAAAGACGAUGAGACCGGAACGUUGUAUAGCCAGAACGAACUUCUUGGCGAGGCGACUCUGCUCAUGAUGGCCGGAUCGGAUACCUCUACGACGGCCAUCAACACGGCUAUUUUCUAUCUAGCCAACCACCCACGCGUACGCCGCAAACUCGACGACGAACUGGUCAAGUGCUUCCCGCGCCUCGAAGACAUCCACCCCAACACAGCCGAGAACUGCAAAUACCUGCGCGCCUGCCUCGACGAAUCCAUGCGCCUCUGUCCCUCGGUACCGUCGAGCAUCCCGCGUGUAGUAGACGCGGGCGGGAUCCAAGUGACGGGAGAGCAGAUCCCCGCGGGCAUGUGGGUGUCGGUGCCGCAUUUCACCAUCUUCCGCAACGCCAAGUACUUUGUGCAACCGCACGACUACAUCCCGGAACGUUGGAUCGCGGACGGCAAGACUGGGUACAGUGCCGAGGAUGUCAAGCUGGCAACGACAGCCUUUCAGCCCUUCUCGAUCGGCCCGCGGCACUGCAUCGCCAGGAAUCUGGCGAUGCGCGAGAUGACGUUUGUGCUCGCGCGCAUCUUUUAUCAGUUUGAGGUGGAGCCUAUUGAUGGGCCUGGGAGUGGCCGGUGGACGGGGAAUUUGCCGGGUAUUGAUACGAGAAAUGGGCACUUCAUCCAUGAGCAGCGUGACGUGUUUACCUCGCUCGAGGAGGGCCCGAUGGUGAGGAUUAGGGUCAAGGAGGGAUUGGAGAAGCGCUCGUGA